GCCCUCGCGAGUCGAGCACAUCCUCCUCGUACAGCAUCCAGAGCCGCGCGGUGUCCCCAACGGAGCGGACAUGAGCAGAGCAAUGGUGGCCAGGCUGGGGCUGGGCUUGCUGCUUCUGGCUCUGCUCUUACCCACGCAGAUUUAUUCCAACCAAACAGCUGUUGUAGCAGUUUCAAGUAACUCCUCCCAGCAUACCUCUGCUGCCCCGAGUCCAGCUAAUGCCACCAGCAGAGGAAAUUACAAUGCCUUGCAAUCAGCAGCUGGUCUCCUUGCCAUCUAGCUCUCUCUUCUACAACUCUACUGUUAGAGAGACUCAGGCCAAGAAACGCCUCUACUUCCCCAUCUUCUAACCCCAACCCGAAUGGCAACUGCAAGUCCAAUGUGGCAAGGAAGAAACAGGUCUGCAUCACACUGACUGAUUCCACACCGUAGUGCAUUCUGCAGAGAACACUGAGAUUCCAAAUUUGAUUGGUUUGAAGGACAUGUGGA
Molecule: messenger RNA, 489 nt
Organism: Jaculus jaculus (lesser Egyptian jerboa)
Lineage: Eukaryota; Metazoa; Chordata; Mammalia; Rodentia; Dipodidae
Product: signal transducer CD24-like
Exons: 1
Coding region: 71-280 (69 amino acids)
Biological process (GO): cell adhesion
Cellular component (GO): external side of plasma membrane
Source: RefSeq, a predicted model, not a curated record